UGGAAAAAAAAAAGGGUAGGCUUCUUCCCCAACAAGCCCAGAGCGGGCCACUACCCCACCCGAUCGUGGUGUCCUCAACCCAAAUCAAAAACACAAACGGAAACCACAACCCCAACGCGCCUCCAGCUUGCCCUAGCGCCGCCCACAAUCGGGCCGACGGUGAUGCGGCUCCGCCCUCCAUCCCCCAGUCCGGCUCGAUCCCCUCCUUCCUGUAGUGUUAGAACUAGAAUCCUGAAUCCCCUUCGGUCUCGCCGUCCUCGAAACAGAGAAUAAAUACAGCUCCAAAAAAUUUAGUUAUUAUGAGGAAGAGAAAGAGGAGAGGAAGACGAACAGCAAGAGAUCGACAUCGACGGAUCCAUCGUUCCAUCCAUCCAUGGGUGACACAGAAGAGCCCAUGUCUAUUUUGCGAGACGUCUCCUUGCACCCGCCUGAAUGGAACGAAGACGGCGGUGAGAUCCAGUGGGUGCUCCUCGACCACCAGGCCUACGUCGCUGAACGCCACAACGCCACAACUGCCUUCUCCAGGACAUGGCGCGGUGAGCAGUUCCAGGUCACCCUCUGCCUCGCUCGCCCGCCGCGCGUCUCCUACCUGUGCGUGUUCUGCCCUGGAUUCGAACACACCGUGUUCUCCAUGGAGCCGGACAUCCUCGCCAUGGAGGAGGACCUCGUCCUCCUUCGGGUCAUCGUCAGUUCUAAAUGGGAAUUUCUGGAUGAUGCGGACUACUACAUCUACCAGGCCACCGACGAGGCCGCGGGCGGGGGGCCGUCACUCAAGCGGCUCCCGCGGCCCCCUAGACCCUAUGGCUUUGGUUCACAUCAAGUUGGCAUUCUGCGCUGCGGCGCCCGCCACCAAUGGCGCGACAACGCGCUGUGCCGCCCCCACCGCGGCACCGCAGGUGAUUUCUAUAUUGUCGCCGCACUCUGUAAGGAGCGCAGCUCCAUGGUCCCUGAAGACUUCGUCAUUUUCCUAUACAACUCCAGUUCCCCAACCAUUUGGAGUACCCACAAGAUCUCAGUGGACAGCAACCAACAUGGACGCCAAUAUGGCUGCUACUUCCAGCAUCGCAACAGCAAGGUCAUCUCAGUAGGAGGAGAUUCUGGCACCAUGGGCUUCGUUGACCUCUGGCGGGGUAUCAUCCUCUGUGAUGUGCUCAAGCUUCAGCAAGGCAAAACCACCCCUCCUAUUCGUUAUGUCACUUUGCCACCACCACUCCUUCCAGGCAGGGCAGAUUGGGACGAUGACGCACGGCUCGCUCGGGACAUCGCCGUAGUCCAACAAGGUCGCACCAUUAGAUACGUUGAGCUGCAGGUUAACUGGAAGCCUCACCCAACCUUUAGGGGUUGCUACUUCAGGGAUGGUUGGGUGUCCAGGAUAUGGACAAGGCCGGUGGAUGCUGAUUGUGCUGAGGACUGUUGGAAACCGGGCUGUAAGCAAGAGUCUUCUGAUAUCCCAAUUGACAACAACCCACAUUUUAAGCUACUGCCUGUGAUGAUGGACCAUAGUGGCAUGACUAUGGAACCAUUCAAGGGACUCUUCAUAUGUCAACCCACACUCAGUUUGAGUGAUGAUGAUGAUCUUGUUUACUUCAUGACCAAGGCGAAGAGCAUGGAUGGCAAGGCUUGGGUGAUUGCUGUGGACAUGAAGAACAACACAUUACAAGGAGUGGAUGGGUUUGCUGCGGAAAGGACUAUUGAUUUUGGCUAUAUGCACAGUAGGAUAUCCAAAUAUCUGACGGCAGGCACAGGAACUAAGGGAAACCUGAAACGACCAGGGACGGUCUUGCUGGGAUCCUCUAACAAGAAGCCUCCUGGAUUCUGGAUGUCUAUGCCACCCUGGGACGAUGAGCAAAAGGAACAUGAUACUGAAAUGGAAGUGGAUGGAGAUGAUAUGAUUCUGACCUAGGAUGUCCUGCAGAUGGUUACAAGGGUGAUUUAUUUAUGUCUUGCUGUUGUGUAAGAAGGAAGUGGAUGGAAAUGAUAUCGUCCUGCCCUAGAAUGUCCUGCAGAUGGUUAAAGGGUGGUUUAUUUGUGUCUUGCUGUUAUGUAAGACUGGGAUUUGGGCUUUGCCCCUUCCACCUGAUAUUUAUUUAUUAUCUCUAUAAGUUUAUGUCAGUCAGGAUCGAAAUGUUGAAAGUUGAGUAUUUUAACCUAUUA
Messenger RNA from Sorghum bicolor (sorghum), 2154 nucleotides. RefSeq lists its product as uncharacterized. The transcript has 2 exons. Lineage: Eukaryota; Viridiplantae; Streptophyta; Magnoliopsida; Poales; Poaceae. The record is from RefSeq and is a predicted model, not a curated record. The coding region runs from base 374 to 1903 and encodes 509 amino acids.